GAAACAAACAUGGCGCCAGCGCGGAGUUCGCUGGUCUGCCUUGUAACUCUCGUAGCUAUAUACUUCUCGAGAGCUGCAGGGCUUAUGGGUGACGGACAGGCUGCACGCAUCUUUGGUAUGCGACUGGAGGAGAGCAGCGUGCCGGUGCCGAGUAAAACGAGUGGACUGAUCGAGGUGACAGAAGGCAGCCGUAUCGAACUGCGCUUCUACGGGAUAGGACUGAGCUCGGAUUUCUCGACUCGCGUCAGAUUCGCCGAGGUGUUAGGACAGGGACAAGAGCAGGACUUCACUUCUGGGGGCAACCGCACCUGCCGGGAGUUCACCCAGGACAUCGAUGAGGUACGUUUCGUUAACCAGUCCAGCCGCGACAACUCCGGCGUGCUGAGCCUGAAACUGAAACCCCUACGCAAGAAUGAGAGCUCCAAGCUGUACGGAUUGUGUGUCCAAAGCCCCGCAGAUGGUCUCUGGUACCUUCUAGGGGGCAACGACGGCAAGCUACUGGUGGUGGAAGAGAAGAAGCCCCUGCUUCCUCUCUGGUUUCAGAUCAUCUUGAUCACCUUGCUUCUGGUGCUGUCUGGCAUGUUCAGUGGGCUCAACCUGGGGCUGAUGGCUCUGGACCCCAUGGAGCUACGGAUUGUGCAGAGCUGCGGAACGGAAAAGGAAAAGAGGUAUGCGAAAAAGAUAGAGCCCAUCCGAAGAAAGGGCAAUUACCUGUUGUGCUCCCUGCUGUUGGGCAAUGUGCUGGUCAACACAACCUUAACAAUCCUGCUGGAUGAUCUCAUAGGUUCUGGUUUGGGAGCUGUCGUUGCCUCCACUAUUGGUAUUGUAAUCUUUGGAGAGAUUGUUCCUCAAGCACUUUGCUCACGCCAUGGUUUGGCUGUAGGUGCCAACACAAUUAUGCUCACCAAGUUCUUCAUGCUCUUGACAUUGCCCCUCUCCUUUCCUAUUAGCAAGCUUCUUGACUGUAUCCUUGGGCAGGAGAUAGGCACAGUUUAUAAUCGUGAGAAGCUUGUGGAGAUGCUCAAAGUGACAGAACCCUACAAUGAUUUAGUCAAGGAGGAGCUCAAUAUGAUUCAAGGAGCUCUGGAGCUAAGGACCAAAACUGUGGAGGAUGUCAUGACUCAGCUGAGCAACUGCUUCAUGAUCCACAGUGAUGCCAUACUGGAUUUCAACACUAUGUCUGAGAUUAUGGAGAGUGGUUACACACGCAUUCCAGUAUAUGAGAAUGAAAGAACUAACAUAGUGGAUAUCCUGUAUGUGAAAGACCUGGCUUUUGUGGAUCCUGAUGAUUGCACCCCCUUAAAGACAAUCACUAAAUUCUAUAACCACCCAGUUCAUUUUGUCUUCUAUGACACAAAGUUGGACUCCAUGCUUGAGGAGUUCAAGAAAGGUAAAUCUCAUCUGGCAAUUGUGCAGAAGGUGAACAAUGAAGGAGAAGGUGACCCUUUUUAUGAGGUGCUGGGGUUGGUCACACUGGAAGAUGUCAUUGAGGAGAUCAUAAAGUCGGAGAUCCUUGAUGAAUCUGACCUUUACAUUGACAAUCGAACACGGAAGAAAGUGGCCCGUAAUAAGAACAAAAGGGAUUUCUCUGCAUUUAAACAUGAGAGUGAAUCUAAAGUGAAGAUCUCCCCACAGCUACUGCUGGCUGCACAUCGUUUCCUGGCAACUGAGGUAAGCUUGUUCAGCCAAACUCAGAUUUCAGAGAAGAUCCUGUUGCGACUACUCAAACACCCAGAUGUCAUUCAGGAUCUGAAGUUUAAUGAAGACAACAAGAAAAGCCAGGAACACUACUUGUAUCAGCGCAACCGGCCAGUGGACUACUUCAUACUCAUUCUGCAGGGAAAAGUCGAGGUGGAAGCUGGGAAAGAAAACAUGAAGUUUGAGACGGGCCCCUUCUCUUACUACGGCACCAUGGCCUUGAGUUCGCCCACUGUGGUACACUCCAAGCAACCACGUCAUCUCUCACUAAAAAGAAGCUCUCUCUUCUCUCGGCUGUCGGCAGAGAUUCGCUCACCAUCCCACAUGAGUGGACUGAACCGUUCUGCCUCACUGAGCUGCACGGAGCGUUCAGAAUCCAUGUCAAUCAGUGGCAGUAAUAAUCAGCUCAACAAUGUGGUGUCCCAGCAGUACGUUCCUGACUUUUGUGUGCGGGCGUUAACAGAUCUGCAGUAUGUCAAGAUAACUCGACAGCAGUACCAGAAUGGACUCAUCGCCUCUAGACUGGACAGCACACCACAGUCCCCCGAGAGCACACACACUAAACUGGAUGCUGCUGGCAUAUUGACUGACAGGCUGGAGAAUGGCCCAGAUGAGACCACCAGCCUGCUCAAUGAACAGAACUGUGUGAGCCGACGGUCAAAUCACAGUACGCACACAGAAAGUACAAUCUGAGAAUGACUUCGGCAGGGCCUCAAGCAGACCAAACCGGUGCUUCUUUUUCUCCAGCUCAUGAGUUGAAUGGAGGGUGAGCCCCAGAAGGUGCCCUACUACGGUUAAAGGGGUUGCAGGGUUUAAUCUCUCGUGAACACUCCCAAGCGCCUGGAUGCUUUUAAAAGACUAAUGACUUUCUGCUUCAGGCUCUGCAGACUUCUUUCACAGCAAUAAUCUCCCAUGUAACCACCCUCAUUUUGAAUUUCCCUUGCGUCUAUGUGAGCGGUUAAGGAUCUACAGGAUGGAUGAGGCUCAGACACAGGUCCACCCAUGUGCUGACUUGGGACACAAAUUGCAUUUGCUCUACCUUUGCAUGUCUUUCUUUCUUGGGUUUUUAUGAAAACGUCUGCAUCCAUUUCCUGAAGUUGUUGAGAUACCAUUUGCAAGUCACAGAAUCACCAGCCUAGUAUUCUGCUACCAGGGCAGGUUUUCCAAAUACUGUGAAAUCCAAUAGGUACUUGGUGCACCAAAGACGGGACUUGGCGUGUUGCAGGCUUGCACAUAUGUUGUCUUCCAGAAUAAUAGUAAGUUGUCCACGUGGGUUAGCAUCUCUAAAUGCAAUAGGUAGUUUAAAGCCAAUUUAGGAAUGGAGAACAGAAAAGAAAGCAAUGUUGUGGAUUCAGUGAGGCGUGGGCUUGUUUUUAUUAAGAGAUAUAGUCGUGUGGCUCCCCCCUGCUGUUUUGAUGCUAACGUCUUCCCAUGCCCACCAUCUGUCAUCAGUGUCCUCUCUCGUGUGUAGACGUUUUACUUCACCACAUCUCUAUGAGACGAGAUGCUUUGGAUUGACAACACUGGUGAUGCUGCCCUCUUCACGUACAUCAGUAGGGCUACGACAUAUCUCCAUUUAAGAUGGUUUACCCCCCAACACUGUCUCCUCGUACUCAGUAAGUCAACUUUGGGUUGUUUUUUUUUUUCUUUCUCCUGACUUCUUGCUCAUCUCCUUGCACUUUUGGAUGUGAUUGCUGGAUGGAAUGGAAGAAAAGCGCUUGAGACCUAAGACUCGGGACUGACCCCGAAAUGAAUGGGUCAGCGACAGAUACUUUGAAAGAAGAGAUCAUCAAAAGAAUCAAGUGAUGGCAUCACCAAGUGUCCUCCCUUCGCCGUAAUGUACUUGAGGGACGAAACUGUAAAAGUUCUAUUAAGUGGGUAUCCAUACGUGUCAUAUCUCGGUGCCAGUCUUCUUGUAUCAGAGGCUCGGGCGGAGCGGGGGACGCAAUCAGCCUGAGACCAUCCGUUCCACGGUGUUCCAUCAUGAAGGUGUCUGGGGGAAGAGCGCUGCUGCUUGACAGUAUCUGAGCACACCUUCCAACUGAACUGAAGGGCGACGCUGAAAUACGAAGUGAGGUGGGCCGGGGUUACAUUUACCAGUGUAAUAAUAAAGGGAUGCGGGAGAAAAGCUUUAGAAUGCUUCUACAAACCUGUAGAGCUUAUGGAAUAUUUAAGCUGCUGAAGUAAAGAGGACUUGUUUGUGAGGUGCUGAAGUUAUCCCUUUGGCAUUUCAAAGUGCAGAUUUUAAUAGAGAAAUGAUAUUUAUUUUGCAAAAGAUUUAAUUUGUAUAUUUUUGUGGUCAUUCAUCCCAGGAACACUUUGAUAUAUGUGUGUUUGUGUGUGUGUGUGUGUGUGUUUUUUUUUUUGUGUCUAGUCUCUUGCUCCGUUAUAAAAUACUGUAUUAUUAUUAUUAAUAUUCCUCUGUUCCGUUCUGGUAUCUGUAUGUGUGAACGUGGCGGGAGAUGUUCUCUCUUUUUCCUAACUGCACUCUUGACUCCUCAGUGCUGCUCUAAAGCCGCAGCAGUUUCUCCACUCUUUUAUUUUGUAGACUACAACUCUCGGCAAGUUGUUAUCCUGUGAGGAAAGUGGAAGGAAGUGAUUGAUGAUCUCAGGUACAUGCUCUUCCACCGCUUUCUUCUCAGGAUCGGUUUCCUGUUUUAAUUUUUUUUUUUUUUUGCACGUAGAACACACACACUCGUAUGCAUCACCCCUCUGUCGUGCACAAGUGUUCAGUUUGUUUUAGGGGUUCACAAAUACGCAUAAUGGGACAACCAAACGUGGAGGCGUGCAGAAGGUGGAGCCAUUUUGGGAUUUCUCUGAUUAGUUAAUGUAACGUGCUGCAAGGUUUGACAUUCAGUAUUCCAGAUAAUUACGUGGUGACUGACUGCCUGCCUGACUACAGGUACGCUGUGCACUGUCUUUAUUGUGUUUUCCGAGUGCAAAAGUACGAUUUUGUGUGCUUUGCUGAACGGUUACUUGCUGUACUCACUAAUUAUGUUACGACAGUGCAAGCUAAGAAGUUAUGCAGCCAGUACUGCCCUUUAAACAGAGACAAUGGCUGUAAAUUCUCACCUAAAUUCUAAAAAAACGAGGUUUCCUACACACUAGUCUCCCCAUCAGUCGGGUUUGUGACCAGUGCUGCCGAGUCGUUUGUCGGACAGAGGGGUCCGUGUCUUUUGUGUUUGUUAUUUUUCUCUGGAUCUCUGUAUUCGAAUAUAUUUUGGCUAAGAGUGUAGCCUACUGUAAUUCAGAUAUCUUUUUGCAGGGAUUGAAGUGGAGCAGUGGUGUCCAAGCGAUUAUUUUCUUACAACUUUUAAUUUUAAAAGGUUUAUAUAUUUAAAAAAAAAAGGGAGACAAUCAUCCAGUACCUUUCAUUGUCUAUCUGGACACAUGUUGCAGAAUAUAAAUUAUUUAUGGACUGCAGCUAAAAGUUGAAAGUUGCUACAUGGCCCAGUAAUGAAAGGCCGGUUAUCUGGGCAGGGCACGGCGGGCAGCAUUGCACCCCCCUGCCCGUUAGGUCUGCUUCAUGAAGCGCUCCAGAUACCAAGGGCAGUAACGUUCACUUGUUUGCACCUUUGCUUAUUUAAAUCCAAGCAGCUUCCUUUCAUAUCUUCCCUCCUGCUUGCCAGUCUUAAUGGCGUUCAAAGUGAGAUUCUCCAGUUUUGUUCCCUGCUUUUAUCCCCCAUCAAUCGGUUCAGGUGGGUGUUUUGCAAAUUAGAGGAAGUUUACAAAAUGAAAGUAGGGGCUGUGGGUUUGGGGGCAGGCGACCAUUGCCUUGUUUGUGGUCACAGAAUUUUUAUUUUUUUUUUUUUUUGCACAGCAUCUGAGAAACUGGCACUCCAGGGAGGGUAACUGAGGUGACCAACGGCACUUUCUCCUAGUCGGACUUUCAUUCCCCAGUCAGGCUUUGUCUUGUGCUAAAAUAUCGAAACCAUUUGUACGCAUUUUUCCCCCCAUUCUUUCCUGUUAAAAAAGUAAUGUUUAUUGUUGUUAAUUUCCACAAACAUGAAAACAAAUCGGCUUGUAUUUUUAUCUGUUAUUUUUAGGAAUAGUUGCUCCAUACUGUUUUCUACUUCAAAAUGGAUUUGCGUGACAAUCGCAUUUUUCAGUUUUGUAUUUUUUUUUUUUAUUCUAUUUGAAGUGUCAAUAUACUGGCCUAUAAUUCUGUUGCAUGCGUUAAAAUAAUGUGUACAUACUGUUUUUUAAUUUGUGUCUUAAAGAGUUUGGGAGAAACACAAGAAUAAUAAACAUGAGCUAUAUUUCUCUAAUAAUUAUUUA
Polypterus senegalus (gray bichir) is the source of this 5976-nucleotide messenger RNA. Its product is annotated as metal transporter CNNM4-like. Gene Ontology annotation, molecular function: magnesium ion transmembrane transporter activity; sodium ion transmembrane transporter activity. The transcript has 8 exons. NCBI's taxonomy places the organism in Eukaryota, Metazoa, Chordata, Cladistia, Polypteriformes, Polypteridae. Gene Ontology annotation, biological process: magnesium ion homeostasis; magnesium ion transport. The record is from RefSeq and is a predicted model, not a curated record. Gene Ontology annotation, cellular component: plasma membrane. The coding region runs from base 10 to 2391 and encodes 793 amino acids.